AUGUACCGUGACAAAACUAACGCAAAAGAAAAUAGAAGACGUGACACGAGGACGUAUCGUGAUUACAGAAAUACAGAACAAAACGAAUCACAGGAGACGAAGAUGUACCGUGAUAAAAGUUACAGAAACACAAAAGAAAAUGGACGUCGUGAUAUGAGGACGUAUCGAGAUCAAACUUAUAUUAAUACAAACGAAAAGAAGAAAAAUUACAGAAAUACAAAUAAAUACGAAAGAGAAAAUUAUACGAGGAGGAAUCAUUAUGUAAACUAUACAAAUACGAAUAAACAUGAAACAUAUGAAAAAAGGACUUAUCAUAAUAAAACUAGAAUACAAAAAAACAGAGGAGCACAGCAAGCUCAACAUGGAAGAAGAAACAAACAAUGGACUCAGGUGACUUACAACCACCGUGAGAAACAAGAAAAUUCGGUGCCUGAUGCAAAUUUUUUCGGGAACGUAUGCAAACUAGUUAGGGAUUGA
Messenger RNA from Diabrotica virgifera virgifera (western corn rootworm), 477 nucleotides. RefSeq lists its product as uncharacterized. The transcript has a single exon. Bases 1 to 477 code for a protein of 158 amino acids. The record is from RefSeq and is a predicted model, not a curated record. Lineage: Eukaryota; Metazoa; Arthropoda; Insecta; Coleoptera; Chrysomelidae.